This is a messenger RNA of Cladophialophora immunda, 1951 nucleotides long. RefSeq lists its product as uncharacterized. The record is from RefSeq and is a predicted model, not a curated record. The coding region runs from base 164 to 1723 and encodes 519 amino acids. Gene Ontology annotation, molecular function: 23S rRNA (adenine(1618)-N(6))-methyltransferase activity; nucleic acid binding. Gene Ontology annotation, cellular component: nucleus. The transcript is spliced from 6 exons. Gene Ontology annotation, biological process: rRNA base methylation. Lineage: Eukaryota; Fungi; Ascomycota; Eurotiomycetes; Chaetothyriales; Herpotrichiellaceae.
CUCUUGUGUCGUCCACCCGCCACAUAUAACUAGGUACAUCAACCUUCUGAUCAUGACUUUGAUAUAGGAACGAGCAUCUUUGAUACUUUGGAUGUGGACGCGGAUACGAUCUACCCCAAACCAGGAACGUUACGCUUAGCAAGUACGCACAAAAGCAAAAAAGAUGCCAGCGCCUGACAACAUCUAUGAGAGCGAUGUGGAUUUCACGACGCUGGCGCUGCAAUAUCCCGAUUUCGCCAAAAGGCUCAAACCCAACCGCCAACUCGACUUCUCCGACCCAGAGAGUGUCAGACAAUUAACCAAAUGCCUCCUUCAUCGAGACUUUGAUCUCACCGUCGACUUGCCCGAAGAUAGGCUAUGUCCUCCUGUCCCGAAUAGGUUCAACUACAUACUCUUCAUCCAGCGUCUGCUGGACAGCACAUCUCCGUCUUUCCACAUGGGAUUCGAUCCCGACAGGCAGGUGAUUGGACUCGAUAUCGGCACUGGCGCGUCUGCAAUAUACCCGCUCCUCGCUUGCCGGCAACGCCCGCAAUGGCGCUUCCUGGCAACAGAGAUCGACGAGAAGAACCGCGAGUACGCGCAGAGAAAUAUCCUGGCCAACAAGUUGCAGGCACGCAUUAGGCUGAUCGACACGGACGUCAAAGGAGACCGGUUGAUCCCCACAGACCAGCUUGAGAGGUUUGACCGGGUCGACAUCCUCAUCACAAACCCGCCGUUCUACCCUUCGACCGAAUCCCUCCUCGAUUCCGUCCGGCAAAAGUCCCGCCCGCCGAAUUCCAGCUGUACCGGCUCCGCCGUGGAGAUGAUCACGCCGGGCGGCGAAGUCGGCUUCGUCUCCAAACUCGUCGCCGAAUCACGCCUCCGAGCCAACAAGAGCAAGAUCCAAUGGUUCAGCGCCAUGCUGGGCAAGCUGUCGAGCGUGGGCACCGUCGUGGAGCGGCUCCGGGAGAGCGGGUGCGCGAACUACGCGGUGGCCGAGUUCGUCCAGGGCCAGCGGACGCGGCGGUGGUGCGUCGCCUGGAGCUGGAUGGGGUACAGGCCUGCCGCCGACGUGGCGCGGUCGGUGGGCGGCGGGAGCGGCGUCGAGAAGAAACUGCUCCCCACGAUCACGGAGGUGGAGUUCGAGGCCGAGUCGCGCGGCGCAGGUGUCGAGGCCGUGCUCGACAGGAUCGGCGCGGAGAUCAAGCGCCUCGACGGGGUGCUGUGGAAGAUUGAUCACGGCGGGGGUGUCGGCAUGUUCAUGUCCAGGGACGGAGACGUGUGGAGUCGCAAGGCAAGGAGAAGGAAGAAGGCCGAGGGCGAACUUGGCCACGGACGCGAAACUCGCCCGACUCGGGCCGCCGACCAGAAGGCAAGAGAACGCAAACAUGACGCAGACACCGAUAUGAAGGAUGAUAAUGGUUCCUCCGACUCCAAUUCAUCAGAUGAAGAAACCGCGCCUGAACCGGCCCUCGUCGUUCGGAUUUCCAUCACGCCCUCCCCGUCUCCGCCUCGUUCUGAUCCCCCUCCUCCCUCCAGAAGCAGCGUCGACACAAACAUCCCAAUCCAAAGCCGGACCGGAACCGUAUCCAAUACAGCGACGACCGACAAGAUCCCAAUAAUGCGGAUCCACAUGCGCCAUCUCCAGGGCCGGGACCCCGUCCUCUUCGAGAGCUUCUGCGGCUGGCUCAAGCGGAAGAUGGCGGCACCGCUGCCACGGCCAUUAUCGUCGUCGUCGUCGUGACGCCUUUGAUAUCCUUUUCUUUUGCGACAGGAAAUAGAAUAGGAAAAUGGAGACGAUAAGGGAAGGCGAGGGGAUGGGUGGUGUUUGAGCCCUUGCUCUUGCCCUCACGUAUAGUCUUAGUCUGGGCUGCUUGUUUGUUUGUUUGUUUGUUUGGGUUCGUGAUUGGGAUGACAAAUAGCUAGACAGCCAGGGCGAUAGACAAGCAGACAAGCAGACAAGCAGACAAGC